Rhipicephalus microplus (southern cattle tick) is the source of this 11476-nucleotide messenger RNA. Its product is annotated as fatty acyl-CoA reductase 1-like. Lineage: Eukaryota; Metazoa; Arthropoda; Arachnida; Ixodida; Ixodidae. Gene Ontology annotation, molecular function: alcohol-forming very long-chain fatty acyl-CoA reductase (NADP+) activity. Gene Ontology annotation, biological process: long-chain fatty-acyl-CoA metabolic process. Gene Ontology annotation, cellular component: peroxisome. The record is from RefSeq and is a predicted model, not a curated record.
CGGUGGUCGGUGUGGCGGUCUUAGAAGCCGUGCCAUGAGCCGUGCGUAGGAUCCCCGUACUCCUUACCGCGAUGGACGUCCGGUAGCCCCGAUGUGUGCAAGUAGUGUUCGGAGAUUUUGUUUUUCUUAUUCUUUCUCACCGCCGAUACCACCCGUCAACCCGAGAAGUGUUGCGGAGUAGCAGCGCAGCGACCUGCAACAGGCCUGCCGGUGCGAACGAUUACUACUCGGCCGACGACUUGAGCUACCAUGUCAAACCGGGAAGCAGCAACACCAGCUAUGAAUGACACCGGCGAAUUGGCUGUCCAAGAGUUCUACAAGGGAAAAAGUGUGCUCAUCACGGGGGUGACAGGCUUCCUUGGUAAGAUCCUCCUUGAGAAGCUGCUGCGUUCCUGCCCAGGGAUUAACCAAAUCUUUCUAUUGAUACGGCCAAGAAAAGGAUGCAAGUCAAAAGAACGACUGUCUUCACUGCUCAAAUCAGAGUGUUUUGAGCAUGUUCACCGGGAGCAUGCUGAGGCACUGGAAAAACUGGUGGCUGUCGAUGGAGACCUCACAGAGCCUGGGCUAGGUCUGCAGCCUGCCGACUAUGAGCUUCUCACGCGGGAGGUGUCAGUGGUCUUCCAUUCAGCAGCAACCAUCAAGUUCAACGAAACACUUAGGCAAGCUGUAGAAAUGAAUAUGGAAGGAACUAGGAAAGUGCUCAAGCUUUGUCAUGAAAUGAAGAAGCUUCAGGCUGUAGUACACGUUUCCACGGCAUAUUGCAAUUGUGACUGCAAGAAGCUAGACGAACGAAUAUAUCCAUCGCACAUACAUCCUCAAGAUAUCAUCUCGUGUACAAAGUGGAUGGAAGAAGGCAUGCUGGCUGCGCUUACCCCUCAGCUAUUACGUGCAAAGCCCAACACCUACGUUCUGGCCAAAUUCUUGAGUGAGUCCUUGGUUGCCGAAGAAGGUGGUGACUUGCCUGUAGCCAUUGUGCGACCGUCCAUUGUGGCUGCCUCCUGGAAGGAGCCCUUUCCAGGCUGGGUUGAUGCAUUAAAUGGAUCUACAAGUCUGCUGGCCUCUUGUGCAUCUGGUGUGAUGACUACCAUUGUGACAGACGUCAAAGGCAUUGCUGACAUUGUGCCUGUGGACAUUGUGGCCAACCUGUUGAUUGUGGUUGCUUGCCAAACUGCAGCUAAACGGGCACGUCAGAGAGAGUUGGAAGCAGCCAAGGAGAAGCACUGGGAAACGGUUGAGGCACAACCGCCAGCCGUGUACAACUGUGUGACAGGCUCACUGAACAAGCUGGUUGUGGGGGACGUGAAACGCUACCUGGCCAAGUUCCUGCCCCAGUAUCCAUUCCAAGAGACCUUGAGUUGCCCCCGUGUGGAUAUGACAACAAGCCGUCUCUACCAGUCGGUCAUGGUCUUUUUCCGAAAUUACCUGCCGGCUCUCGCUGUGGACCUACUGAGCCGUUGCACUGGCCGGAGACCACGGAUGGUGCGGUUCCUGGAGCAGUCCAAAAGUGCCAUGGAAGCAGUGAGGUUCUUUACCACACAGACAUGGGAGUUCUCGUCCAACAACAUGCUGCUGCUCCACAGUAGGCUGUCACCCUUCGAUAGGCAGACAUUUGACAUAGACAUUCGGAAGAUCAACUGGGAGAGCUAUUGGGAAAACUACCUUCUUGGUGUGAGACGCUACCUGUUCAAACAGGACCCUUCGACCAUCCCAGAGUCUCGAAAACGACUGAAACGGCAACAUGCAGUGCACGUAGCCCUAAAGACGCUCCUGCUGCUUGGUUUUCUGAGGGUGUUGCUGGGCCGAUCAAAAGUUGUGCGGCAGCUUUUGCAGCUGGCGAUGGGACUUCUGACACAGCUGCUCUCCAUCCUCCGCUUCAGUUCUUCCUAAGCACCACAUCUCGGGAAGUGCACGUGUUUUUUUUUUUUACAAUACUUGCCCUCGGAAAGCCAUUGCUUUGUUCCAUACUGCCUCAACCUGUUGCCAUCUUCUUUUAUAGUAACUGCAAGUUAGCUUCUUGUUCUUUAAUGUUAAGUAAUCUUUAUGCAGGACAGCACCAAUUGCUGUCCUCUCAGGGUAAACCAUCCUAUCCUUCCUUUGUUUUGUUUGUUAUCUCAACGGCUUUAGCCAAUAUAAAUUUUGCUCAUUUGUCCGAAGCUUUUCAAGUAGGAAGACUCGAGGCCGUUUGGAACAAAGUCAAUGUCCAAGCUCUAGAACUCCACAGUAAUCAUGUUCCUGUUUUAAAUGCUGUUGGUCUAUUUUGUGAAAGUAACUGUGCCUGCCACGAAGGCACGAAAUGAAGCAAGAAACCUCUCUCUUUUCUCUGCUGUAUUUACACAAGGCAGGCAAAUGUUGUGUAUGCCUUCCUGCAUUGUGGGUUUUUUUUUCUUCUCUUUUGAUAUAAGGCCGGUUUUGCAUUUCAUUUACGUUGUGGUUAGUAGAGGCUUGCUUUUCUGUAGGCACAACAGUUCAAGUUGUCAUGCAUUCAUGUCAGCUGCCAGCAUUGAGAUAAUGUGAAAAUUUGUUAUGCUGUUGCGCAUACCUGUGUUAAACUGAAGGCACUGUCUGGCUACACCUACUGCAAAAAUUUAUCCAGCAAGGUACUCCGAAAAAAUCAUGUAUUUUGCUUAAAGCUGUAUUAGUUCUCUCAACAGCUUGCAUUUUGUACAGUUUAUUUUUUAGGCCUGCCUGACUAUUCUUUCAGUGUGGAGAAAAGAUAACUUGAUUGACUAGCGAAGCUUUUUUGGUGGCAUGUCAUGUAAUAUGCUCCAAGCUGCCUGGCUUUUUUAGCUGCAUUAUGUGCAUUUACUAGUUUAUGCGUUUGCAAGCUUGACUGGUUUCAUUGGCUGCAUGCAGCCCAAUACUAAUAAGGCUUAGCAUCUUGCCUUAAUAUGAGAGGAGCAUGUUACACUAGACAAUGCAAGCAUUGCUUCAAGUGAUGUUUACUUGUGGCUUUGAUUUUUCUGCAGUAGGUAAAACGCCUACUAUAAUUUAAACAACCAGGUCAAUGUUGUGAUCAACAAGAAAAUUGACCCCCCUGGUAGUUGUAUCUUUUAGUUAUUAGAGUGAUUGAAAUAAAUGCGGAAGAUUGAAUCAAUAAGAAAUCGUCGAAUAAAGAAUGCGAUUUGUUUAAGUCAUUUAAUGAAUUGGUAAAAUUCAAUUGUAAGUUCAAAUAUUGUUAAUUGUAAUUAGGAGAGCAGUAAAAAAGUCAGACUCCGGGCAAGCAAACUUUGUGAUGCCGUUCAAUGGGUGAUGCCGUUGCUGGGUCAAGUAAAUGGCCGGAUGACUAGAGAGUUCGUUUAAUUUGUUUCGUUUAUCUGGCUUUGGCAGACAACUAACACCAUUAAGCAAGACUGUCAUUUUCUUUACAGACAGAACUCGUAGUAGAGGUUCAGAUUAACAGCUAUGUUUUGUGAUACAGAAUAUUGACAAUGAAGUUGAAUACAAUUUACAAUGUGUACAUGAGAGGUUUACUAAUUUAUCUGUAUAUUUGGUGGUAAGACGCUUUCGGAACCUUGUCACCAGUUUUGUUAUCUUUGUAGUUCCGUGUUUGAGCCGUUUCUGUCAUGUUAGUGUCUAAUAAUGGAGCAAUGCGCACCAGUGCUCUUGCACAAUUGCACUCAAUUCAGCAUCAUUCUGUUUGGAUGCUAUAGCAUUUUGAUAAGGUAGCUCGAAAUAAUCUGAGUGGGGUGUCCACGUUUCGUUUCACAGCAUAGGACUGGAAAAUAAUUUUGUGCUGCACUACAUAUGCCGAGUGCCGAACAUACAACUCCCAUUUUCGCGGAAUUUUUUGAUCAUCUCAGUCCAAAUGCUAAGCGAUAGCUGCAGCUGAUGAGGCAUGAAUCAGUGCCCUCUAUUUAUAAGCUAUAAGACGGCUUAACUUUUUUCAGUAUUGUUCCUUGCCUGUACAAACUUGUUUUUUUUUCUUUUUUCACGUGUGCUCCUAUUUGACUAACUCCUAUUUGAUUAUUUGUCUUUUUGUUGCGUGGCAUCCAAAUUAUAUUUUAGCACUCUGUCUUUUAUAAAAAAGUCAAUAAUGAAAUGCAAUACUUCUUUUUUUUUUCUGUGUUAUAAAGUAUGGUACAGCGUUCUGAAAUGCUGUGCGAAGUAUAUGACAUGUGCAUGAAAUGUCCAAUUCUAGUGGAAUUAUUCAUUGGAAGAACAUGCUUGCCGGCUAAACUGUGAUUGCAAUAAGAGGCUGUGGAUGAGUGGACUAGCCCACAACCAAUUGCACUUGUUAGAAACGAACGGUGCACCGGUGACAUAAUUUUUCUGAAUAUGCAAGCAAGUGAAGUAUAUGCUAAUGCUUUUAUGUGACCUGGGUGUGUGGUCAUUUUUCUGUGUGUCACAAAGCUAGGGCUUUAUGCUAAGCACAUGCUGUACUGUGCCAUUGCUCUUGAGAGGUGUUUCUAAGCUUCCUGAAAGUUAGCUCGUUCUUAACUUGCAGUUUCUUUUUUUCCAACUUGCGGUGUCAGGAGUCGUCUGUCUUUCGUAGAAGGCAGUUUGCUUCAAAUUUUUAAUUGACCAAAGAGUGGCCAUGUGCUGCAGGUCCUAACAAAGUACAGCACAAUGAAUGCAUGCUUGUCACCCUAAGUGGCAAGUGAUAGUGGGACAUUUCACCCCAUAUUUUACCCACCUUUCGUUUGCACACACAGGAAAGCACAUUGAAAGCCAUCAGUCUCCAAAGAUAUUCUGAGCCUUUUACAGCAUUUUUUUGUAUUGGGUUCUAAACAAUAUUUUGUAAUGUAUUGCUUCAUUCACUUUCAUCAGCCUUUCUGCAUGCUUAGUUUUGGGUUAUUCAUUUAGCUGAGUCUGCAAGUGCCAGCUGCACUAAAAAGAAAGAAGAAAAAAAGACUAGAACAUAGAAGUAGAGAAAACCCAGAGUACUCGGGGAAACUAGAAAAGGCUUGUUUUAAGGGUAACUUCUCCAUUUAUAUUACUGCUACUACAGAAGAAUGUGUGCCUGCUUUGCAUUUGCUGAUUGUGAACGAUUGUAUAACUCUUUUAGUUUUUGGCCAUUUUAUAAUAUUUGGUCUAAAGCUGCUGUAGAAACUGCCCCUUGUAAAGAACAAAGUACUGCCAUGCCAUUUGUUUGUGCAGAAAUUCGGUACUGGGACAGAAACGUGUGCUAUGCUGCAGUGUCUUAUUACUGCUUUGCAGUGUGGAGCUUAGAGUGUGUUCAUCAGCAGAGAUGUUGUUAUUGUUCCUAUCUUUUUUAACAUUGGUUUGCUUUAUGAACCAUAACCACGGUUCACUCCACAGGUUUCCUUGUCCUUAAUUGUAUGCAUGCAUGAAAUGUGUACCUACAGUUUUUUCUUGCAUUCGCCUCGGGAGUUGACAAGCUUUACAUGCACCAACAGAUAAUUUAACAAGGUACGAGGUAGCCUUGUCUGCGUAUGCUUGUUUCACCAGUCUCUUUAUUUUUUAAACGAGUAAAAUACCUGCAGUCACAGUAUCCUCUUCAUAGCUUCUCUUCAAUGUGCGAUUCUGGCUACUACCAGUUGCAGCGUGUGAGGAAUGGCUGGAGCAUGCUUGGGGGAUAAGGCAAUGGUCGCACAAGCUAGAGAUUGCAUGCACCACAGAGAUUAGAGGAAAUAGAGUGUUCUGUCAUUCUAAAAAUGCAUCCACUUCCUCAAAUAAUGAGAGUGAUGUAGCCCUGCUAUAUGAAGAAACAGAUUCUGCUCUGCAUGGUAAUCUGCAGUUGUCUAAUUACAUUGUCACAUGAUUUCAGUGUGUUGGUUGAGAGAAAGAAGUGAUGUGAGACAGUCGUGGUUAGCCGUAACCCUUUCCUUUGAGCUUCCCCGGUUAGGGACACCAGUGCUGGGCUGUAGCAGUCACUGGGAUUGAAUGAGUGUCCUCAGCUGUACCUGACUCGUCAUGGCAUAGAAUUUUACAUAGAUGCACCAGGGGCACAUUGCUCUCAAAAGCACAUGAAAGAUACCACAUUUGUGGGAAUUUGUGGAAUUGUUGUACCAUCUGUCCCAUUAGGAAAAAAGGCACCAUUUUAUGUCAGUUUGCUGUCUUUGAGACAUACAAUACAAUAAUAAUGUAGAUACACUUGGUACUACUAAUGCAAUGUGCAGCAAUGUUUCUUUUUUUAUUUUUUAAUCCUCCAGGCACAGGAGUCGAGAGCUGUUUCAACUAAGCAACUCUUUCUUAAGGUAAUCAUUUCGCGUGUGACUGAAAUGCUUUGACUGCCCCUAAUUGCGCUACUAUUAAAGGAGCACUGACAUAAUAAUUUGGCACCUCUUUUUUUUUCUUGCAAUAGGUAGUUUAUGACCCACUUGUCACUGCUGGAAACCUCGUUUGCAGCAAGUAUGUGACAGUUAUUUAUUUUGAGACGUGUUUUUAGAGGGCCCAAUCGCAGUCUCGGUUUUACAAAGCACUGAGCUAGGCAGGAGCAGUUUAAAUUGCAAGGUAUAGCUGGCCACAUGGCCACGCACAACUGUGACAUGGCGGCGCACGCAAAAGCAUGAGUGAGCAGGACGCCACACUGACAGCAAGCACAGGCAGCACACGCAAAACCACAGGCACGGAGGAAUAAAUUGCAAGUAGUGCAAGGCGCAUGCUAACAACCAGCCAACACAGAAUUGUGACGUAGGUUUGUUCACACUGCUGCCACAUUGAUGUCGGCGCCACGAGGGGCUCCGCAUCUCGCUCAGUAGUGCGCCAAGCACUAUAAAAUUGAUGUUCAAUAUGUUCUAGGCUACAUUGGCCCUUGAUAUUUCGUAGAUGUUGCUGUAUGUCUCUGCAUAAAUCUCUCUCACUCAUUAUCUCGCCUUCAAAACUUGGUGUCAGUGCUCUUUUAAAGGAACCAACAACCAGCCAGUACAUGUGAUUAGAUCCUAGUAAAAAUGGGAAAACCUUUGAAUCAUACUGACAGAUCUAGGCAUCCUUUUUUCAAGCAAAGUUGAACUUAUACUAUUAAAUCUCAAGUAAUAAAAGUAGCAAAAAAUAAAAAGAGGUAUGUCGCGCAACCUAGUGGAAGAAGCUAGGAGCUGCAUUAUGAAGUUGUUCGCUUCACUGUAUGUAGUCUGAUACCUUCAUACAUUACAUAAUUAGUGCUCAAAGUUGAAGCAGUACGCUUGCUAUGGACACUUGAUUAAAGUAUUUCAUUUUGGUGGACUGAAACUAAUCUGCUAGAUGGCGUGCAAGGUCGAUAUCAGGAAUCACACAUUUCAGAAAACGCCUAUUACACUUGACUUUAAGAAAAUUAACGCACAUCAUGAUGGCUGUAGAGUAUGUAUAUUAUGUCCAUCCCCACUCUGUUCUAUGCUCCUUAUGAGGUAAAAAAAAGUUCGAUGGAGGCAAAAAUGCUGUAGGCCCUUGUGCUCAGAUUUGGGUGCACGUUAAAGAACCCCAGGUGGUAGAAGGUUUCAGAGCUCUCCGCUACAAUGUCUCUCAUAAUCAUACAGGUGGUUUUGGGGCGUCGAACUACACAUAUCAAUCUAUCACGUAAAAAAAAAAAAAAAGAUACAUGCUGAGAAUCCGCACUGGCUGCAGAAACAUGUCGAGCCAUGGCUUAAGUGCACAGAGUGCACACAUGCGCAGCAGACAGCCAUGCCCAAACCGCUUUAGCGCUCACCUGCGUCUGUUUGCCGCUUGUAUUUUGUGUAUAUGACUUCAUUGUCACCGCAAAUUGAAAAGUGUAGCUCUAAAUAUUUCACAUCCUUCAACACAUGGCCAUUCUGGGAUUAGACACCCUGACUGAAAAGAUUCCUGUUGCAGUUAAGGAAGCAGGUACCUCAAAGGUUGUUUAUCGGUCCCUUCAAGAAAGCUACUUGGCAAAGCUCAUUAAGAGCCUCGAGGUACGUAGAGUUGGUGAAUGCAUUUUUAGAGUUACAGAACCCUCUCCAAUGUCAUUCACGCUGAUGGCACUGCCACUUUAUCCUGCGAGCACGCUUCCUCUAUGCCCCAUGCAUUGAACAGCAAACUUAUUGCAGCGGCAGGAGUGCAUAAUAAGUUUUAAGUGGAUAUUCAGUUGGCCUGUUGCUAUACUGUACUGUGCAGAAAAUAACUGAUGCAAAGGCACACAUGCUUAUGCCCCUGUUACGCACAUUAAGUGUCUAGUGCACUUCUUUGCUGGCUAUGUUGCAAUUAUACUUGUGCAUGUUGUCAGUGUCGCAGUCUGUUCCACUGCCUGUUGUAUGUGCUUGUGCACAUUUUUAUGAAGCCAUUAUUAACAGUUCUUUGUCUAUUUUUUUAAUUUCUGUGUUUGCAGCCGUGUUGGCUGAUAGAAACAGAAGUGGCAGUCAAUUGUUUUUCGUUCAUGUCGCUUUUUUUUUAACACACCCGCUGUUCUUAUACCGGUGUCACAUGGGCAUUUUUGAUCCGAUCAGUGUCAAUCCGGAUUAACCACGAUCCGGGUUACGUGCUGCUACACGGUCACUUUUCAUUGCGAUCGGGCCUGAUCGGUAUCAAGACUAUCGCGAUCUGGCUGGAAGAUCGCGACUUUGCUGUCGUCGUGCGCUCCCUGGCCGAGCUUCUUGCCAAGCACUAUAACAAGAAAAUCGAGUGUAGUUAAUAAAAACACAUUAAAACAGCUAGAUUUUAUUAAAAAAAGCAAAUUGUAAACUGCUUAAUUUGGAACAAUAUCUGAAAUAUUGCAUACUUUAGGAUUUGUAUUGACGGCAUGUGGCUAUGGGAGAAGCAGACGAUAAGCAGAGAACCGUUGUGUGCUGCUCCUUGUUCGACUCUUGCACUGUCGGGAGAAGUUGGAGCACCUUGAAACAAACUGAUUAGGAGUGUUGCCAGCUUUUCGACUACGUCACAGUGUACGCCUAUUUCGUGGUCGAAUGAAGAGACCUUUAGAGUAAUUUACUGCUGGCAGGAGCGACUGGGAGACCUGAGGAGCCAGAAAUGAAACUCUGAUGCGUACAAUGAGAUUGCCACUUCGCUGCAAGUAGAAGGCUUCAAGUGGUUGCCAUCAGACAAAAUAGUGGAGAUAAUAUCACGCACUAAUACAGGCAAGGGCAGGGAAAGCUUUAUCGAAUGAUAGAUUAAUGAAAUUGUUUUGUAGUGGCACGCAAAGUUUCGAUGUUCGAGCAGUUCUUGCACCAAUAACACUGCUGAUAAAGGGCUCUAUAGAAAUAUCCUAUGCUGAGUUUUGUUUAUGGCACAAAAGUACUACCUGGUGCAUUUAUUAUGACCCAAGCUCGGACCGGAUUAGCUUGGGCCAUGUAGCAGCUACCAUAAAGUUGAUUGCGAUCAAGAAAACUGAACCAAAUCGCCCUGAUCACUAGUAAAAGUGCCCAUGUGACAACGGUAUUAGUUUCCAUUUGUGCAUUAGUGCCACAAUUUAUGCUCAUGUUUGAAUACUGGCCAUGCAUUGCACAGAUGUGUUUUUUUUUUCUUGAUACUAGUGCUGUGUUUAUGUGUGCUUCCUACAUGUGUGUACAAAUGUGCAUGUGUGUUUGUACCUGUUUUUGUGCACAUGUCACCUUAGGCUAUCGUGUAUUUUUUUCUUUGUGCUAUCUCUUCCAUUAUUGCGAAAUCGGAACAUAUUGGCAAAGGUUCGUUGCUUUAAUGCCGUUGCUUUAUAUUACUUUGACAGCAAGUAGGUACUAACUGAUAUGCAAUGUUUCAUGUUUUGCUGUUGUACACUAGUGUGCAUAGGGAAGAACGAAAACUAGAGCAUUUACUCGAUUCCAUAAUUUAACAAAUCGUAGCUGCUUGAACAUCUACAGCAGUGUAGUACUGCUUGAUGAAGUACCUUCUCUUUUUUCUCAAGAUUUUAAUGUCAUUGUCACCUAUAACAGCCCUUCUCACGAAAGUAUUUUUAAGGGCAAGUGUGCCAGAGCGCUUUUAUUUGUUGUAUUUUCUGGAAUUGUGUCACAAUUUUUAUGCUUUCGUGAGGCACUGUUUUUGCCUUAGCGCUUCAGAGUUGUGCCUGCUAAGCCAAAGAAAACAGGCUUUUGGAGAAUUUUUUUUUUCUUGCUGAUACAACACUCUGAAGGCAAACAGGGUCUGCCGGUGAGCAUUUGCUGUGGGAGGGGUAAAUACAUAUCACAAUGUUGGCGCAGUCCUAGCACCUUGUGGUGAGUCAUUUUUUUAUAAAACACUGGCCGUGUCAGGCAGUACUCGUCCUUGGGAUCCUAGUGGGUGCUUGUCGCUGUACAUGAGGAAAGUGAGUGGUUGGCAGUAGAAUAAUUACGGUCAUGUGAAGACAGGCUCAACAAAUUUAGUAUCCUACAGCCGCAGCAAAAAUUGUACUAUCAGUCUCUCAUACCGUAUUUCUGUGUUGGUUGCGAGUUGGCUAGUUUCAGUUCUCUCUUAAAUUACCUUGCAGUGCAUUGAUUCGUUUACAUCAUUCCCAGGCAUUAAAAAAUAGUAAAGAAUACUUGUUCCCAUUGGUUUGAUCAAUAGCACUGUGUAGCAAGUAGGCAGGUUAGGUACUAACAGUGCACAUCAUAUCAUGUUCUCGACUCCUAACCAAAGCAACACAUUUGCUUCUUUUUGUGCUAAAUAAUUUUAGUUUUACAAGCUGAGCUUAUAGGUGUGUGUGACCUUCAAAAGAUGAGAGACUUCAUUCUGCCGUCUGCAUUUUAUUGCGUCGGGAAGCCCGAUUUUGUUUCACUCAGCCUGAUACAAGAUGUGCUAAUCUGUAAGGUUUAAAUCACCACAGCCAUUUAGAUAGCAAUGCACACUUGAUGGAACCGCACACAAAACCAUAGUUAGAUUUUGUUAGAAUUAAAGGCACACAGUGAAGUUUGAAACAAGCCAUACCACUCAAUACCUGAAGUCCCGAGUUUCCAUGUAGAAACUCGUCAAAGGCACCACACAGGCAGUCUCUUUUGCUAAGCUUAUUAAUAUUUUUGUAUAUGCAGUCGGACAACUCUUCUGGUCACAUCUAUGUCUUUUGAGGAUUUCAAGCUGGGAAAUAUUUUUGUAUUCUCAUAAAAUCCAGCUCACAUUAUUACACAAGGCGCAUUUGUCCCUUGGUAUAAGAUGGCACAGUUGGAAGCUGCCUAAGCUUUUGAUGUCUGUACGCUAUAGUGUCGACAGUGGCAGUUAUAGUGUAGAAACUGGGUUUAUAGGUGUACACACUGUGCUUAUGAUUCAUGAUUUUGGCACGCAUUUCUGCUGUUACGUGAACAUAUUCUAUUUGUGCCACAUAUAGUAUGACAACUAACACUUCUAGCGGGUUUAUGCCCCUGAACGCUAAUUUUUGUUUGUAGUACUAGUAUUAAUUGACAGUGGUUGUAGCCGAAACUGACUGUUAUGCUUUCUUUUACCAUUUACUUGCAUAUGGUUUGUCUUGUGAUCAACUUUCAAUUGACUUUUUUUUUUUUUUAAUCUAACCAAGCUGCUACGCACUGUCCAUGUCAGCAGAAAGCAACUUGGGCUUCUGUUUGUGUGCACUAAGACAUCAAUACAAGGGAAGGGAAUUAUACAAAGGUCUUUGUCUAUAGUUGAUAUGUCGUGUAUUGGAGGCUGAAUGUGAAUAAAGAAUUUUUCAAGUUAACAGCAUAAAUGAAAA